AUGCGCGGAAUUAAUCGGCAAUUGUAUGACAUUGAGAGUAUAUCGCAGCACCUGCUCGCGGCGCCCCUGUCCAUCGGUAUUUCCGCCAUAGCGCACGUCCCCCUUCGCGGUGCGCGGACGCAGCUCGUGCCGCGACCGUUACGCACGCGCCCCGACCCCCGCGCGUACGCACCUGGCCGACGCAGCCCGAAGCAUAGUUGCCGGGUGGCGGGUGCGCAGCGCCGGGUGCGGACGGCGGAGGCGCAGGUGCCGCCGCGCCCCGCGCCGCGCCCCAGCGGCCGCCGAUUGGGUACAGCGCACGUGCGAGCCUACCCGCUGCCACCUGGCCGCCGUCGACGGGGAGCGCUUAUAAGCGACAGCCCUUCCCUUACCGCAUCACUUCGUAUUCUGACACUGAGCAGUGAACGUGUACGUCACUCGCGCUCCGAACUCUCUACCAGUUUUACGACUCCCGCGCAACAUUGUGAUGAUCGGACUAUUGUGAACUUGUGCUCGAUUAACUGA
Messenger RNA from Leptosia nina, 504 nucleotides. The record is from the annotation of a GenBank genome assembly. NCBI's taxonomy places the organism in Eukaryota, Metazoa, Arthropoda, Insecta, Lepidoptera, Pieridae.